Echinops telfairi (small Madagascar hedgehog) is the source of this 1184-nucleotide messenger RNA. It is a transcript of the gene BATF2, whose product is annotated as basic leucine zipper ATF-like transcription factor 2. Gene Ontology annotation, molecular function: DNA-binding transcription factor activity, RNA polymerase II-specific; RNA polymerase II cis-regulatory region sequence-specific DNA binding. Gene Ontology annotation, biological process: regulation of transcription by RNA polymerase II. The record is from RefSeq and is a predicted model, not a curated record. Gene Ontology annotation, cellular component: nucleus. NCBI's taxonomy places the organism in Eukaryota, Metazoa, Chordata, Mammalia, Afrosoricida, Tenrecidae.
AUGACCUUGGAAACCUCUGGGCAGUUGACUCCGUCCUACAGGGUCACACGGAAGUGUGGGAGAGACCGGGUGACAAGGACCCUGGUGCUGGCUCACCACCCUCUCCCCUCCCACCUGUCUCUCCCCCAGCAGCACGAGUCCCUGGAGAAGCACAACCACGCUCUUCGGAAGGAGAUCCAGGCCCUGCGGGCUGAGCUGGCUUGGUGGGGCCGGACCCUGCAUGUGCAUCAGCGCCUGUGCCCCAAGGCUGCCUCUUCUCUCACGGCCCCAGGGGACCCUGGGCCCCCUGAGUGUACAGAGCAGCCCGGCCUCUUCCAGGCUCCAGCCUCCCUGCCCUGGGCUCUGUACCCCUCCCCACCUCUGCGGCCUCCUGACCCCCUGGGCCUCCUCGAGUGCCCUCUACCCUCGAUGGGCUUGGGCCCCGCCGAGGUCCCAGGGCCUUCAGUGCAGCUGUCCCCCAGCCCUGUCCUGCCACCCGCCACGGCCUGCCCCAACCUUCAGGGGCCUUCUUUGGCACCGAGAGCCCGGCUGCUGGCUCCCUCAACCCUGACUGCCCCUUUGCAGCCCCCUGGGCAGGAGCACCUUGCUGGAGAGAAGCUGCUGCCCUCUCCCCACAGGCCCGUGGCACCCCUGGAUUUGCAAGGCUGCAGAUCAAGGAGCACACCUCAGCACCUGCCUGCCCCAUAGCUGACCUGCAAGGGCAGGGUGCGGGUCCCCGCUCUCACCCCUCCUCACCUCCCACCGCUCUCCUCCGCCCACACUCACUUCUAGUCCUGACCCUGGAGCCAGACUGGCCCCUUCCUGGGACUCACGAAGUGGCCCCAGCACAAAACUACGCCCUCUGUUGUCACUGGGCCCUGCCCCGGGCUCACUCGCUGGGUCAGAAGCCUCCCACUGGGGCCAGGCUGCCCCCCGCUGUCUUACUUCAGCUUCUCAGCCCGGCUACAAAGUCCAGAUUCUCACUGGGCUUUCUCAGAACUGGGAAAAGAGACUCAGAGAAACAAAGGGGCUGUCUGAGGUCACACGGCCUUUCUUGGGACCAGAAAUACUGCCUUCUGCUCCCCCCGACUCCUGGCCAGCUAUUGCCCUAGGUUCCCUAGGGGUUAAAGUUCUGGCAACUGAGGCUGGUGUGUGGAGGCUUAAACGCUGGCGGUGGGGAGAGACCUGCCUUUCACUGGGGCGAG